Chenopodium quinoa (quinoa) is the source of this 720-nucleotide messenger RNA. RefSeq names its product EPIDERMAL PATTERNING FACTOR-like protein 2. Gene Ontology annotation, biological process: guard cell differentiation; stomatal complex development. The record is from RefSeq and is a predicted model, not a curated record. The coding region runs from base 301 to 597 and encodes 98 amino acids. NCBI's taxonomy places the organism in Eukaryota, Viridiplantae, Streptophyta, Magnoliopsida, Caryophyllales, Amaranthaceae. The transcript is spliced from 3 exons.
UUUGUGUAGUCGUUUUUAGCAUCAGUUUGUACUAUUCCUAUUUUUGAUCAUUUUUACAUUACUUGUUUCUACUUAUAUCCUCUUUCUCUUAGGCUACAUUUUUCAGACUAUCAUCAUAUUUUCUUCUUCUUUCUCUCUCCUCCCCCAAAAACCAUCAAAUUUUGGCACUGAUUAACAACAUUUCACAUGUUUACUUCUUCCUAUAAAUAUCCCUCUUUUUUCCAGUUUCCAAAAGUGCUCAAAAAUUGUCCUUAAUUUUAGCCUUCUUCAAGCGUUCUUUAUUUCUUCCUCUCUUAAGGAAUGGUUGGCCGUUUGUCAAUAAUUUUCUCGACGACUAUUGAAGGUAGAAUGCUUCUCACGGUAACAAAUGACGACAACUCAAUCUCUAGUCUUCCCCAGAGAUCAAAUGAAGAGGCGGCGGCAUUACGAGGGCGAGAGAUAGGAUCAAGGCCACCAAGAUGCGAAGGAAGGUGCAAAUCGUGCGGGCAUUGUGAAGCAGUUCAAGUGCCAACUACCAUUUCUAUUUCGGUCUCCAAUAUUGAGUAUAAACCUAUCACUUGGAAAUGCAAAUGUGGCAACUCUGUCUUCAAUCCUUAAUUACUUACUAGUUGUAACUUUGUUGAUUUUUUUAGUAGCUUUAUCUGUCUUAUUUUUUGUUACCAUAAAAGUAUAAACUUAUAAAAGUAUGGUAUAUAUGUAUGUAAUUAAAUGGAUAACAUU